CUCAUAUAUAUUAUGUAUAUAGAAUAAUAUUGUAUUAUAUAUGUCAUAUAAUCUAAAACCAACGAAGUAACAAGUAGGUGUUUUGCAAGAGCUAAGCUAGCUAGCUAGAUAGUGAGCAAAAAAAUGGGGUGUGCAAUUUCCGUGUAUAGAGUUGGAGGCAAUAAUAAUAAUAAUAAAAAGCCGAUGAAGAUCCCUUUAGUAACCAUACUAGUUCCUUCUUCUAUUCGUGUUCCUACGAAUACUAAUAUUUCAAAAUCACUUAAAGGCCUUGUUCCUAAAGAUCUCGUUGAUCGUCUAACAUCUUUUAGAAGUCAAAUCGGUCUUCUAGCCCAACAAACUGAUAUUGCAGAUGUAUCAGCUGUCCCUGAAUUGCUUCGUGCAUUGGAGGAAUAUCUGCCUUUGUUCGUUGGCCUCACUGAUCAAGAGCUUGGCUUUAGAGAACUCAUUGAAUUCAAAUGGAAAAGUAUAGACGAUGGACGACAAGAAGUAUGUGUUGCGGAUUCAUGGUUUGAAUUACUAUCUGUUGUUCAUAUGAUGGCUAUGUUGACCUUAAUGGAGGCAAAUUCAAAGUUGAUUCCUGAUCAAACUGUUUCCACUGAAACAGUCGAAUCUACAGAUAACAUAAGGUGUGCAGUGGACUUAUUGGUAAAAGCAGCCGGGUACUUGCAAUUCUGUCUUCGGGAAAUUCUUGUCCAAAUUCCACCUCAUAUAAGGAUGAAGCUACCUGUAGAUUUGCAGGAGAAUGUGAUAGAGGCUGCUUAUAUUCAAGCACUCGGGCAGGGAACGGAAAUGCAGCUUGCUUCAGCAGUUGAAAGUAAAAAUGCCACUUUAUCCGUUAAGAGAAGACUAGCAUGUGAGCAAUUAAGUUAUUUCGGACAGGCUCAUUACUGCUUGUCAACGUGUGAGAACCUUAAUGGAUAUGGAAAGAAACAUUUGUCAUUCAUCAAAUGGAAGUACCUUGAAGCAAAGGCUGCAGCAUAUUAUUACCAUGGUCUGAUCACAGACAAGGGUACCGAACCAUCCUGCCAUAUCAGUGCAGUUUGUUGUUUUCUAGCAGCUGAAGAGAUUCUAACAGAGAGCAAGAAGGCCUGCUUAAACUUUUGCCUAGCACUUCCCAUAACAAGGGCUCCGGCUGCAUGGGGUGCCAUGAAGCAUUUAAAUAAGAAAAUUCCAGAAACUGCAGCUAAAAAGUCUCAGAUGUAUGCUUACCUUUUAGAGGAAGAAAAGAGUUUGGAUGUGUUACCGGACCUGCCUGAGUUUGAGUUGUCAUUAAAAGCAGACGAGUAUAAAUUGCCAGAUAAAGAUGCAUCAUGGGAGAAUGACAAAUGGAUAAUACCUAAUCAGACACUUAAAACUCACUUAACAGACGAUGAAGAAGAUGACAACUGAGGCUAGCAAUAAUGGUGUUGGUUGUUUAUCUUUCCUUUUUUUUUAUAAAGAAUGCAGAGUGUUCUGUAUAGAAUUGAAAGAAGAUAUUUUGAAACACAUUAUUAAUUAAUAGUGUAUGAUUCAUAUGGGGUUUCUAAUGUAAUGGGCUCCUAUUUUGGUUCA
Erigeron canadensis is the source of this 1551-nucleotide messenger RNA. RefSeq lists its product as uncharacterized. The transcript is spliced from 11 exons. Lineage: Eukaryota; Viridiplantae; Streptophyta; Magnoliopsida; Asterales; Asteraceae. Bases 124 to 1389 code for a protein of 421 amino acids. The record is from RefSeq and is a predicted model, not a curated record.